This is a messenger RNA of Leucoraja erinaceus (little skate), 2614 nucleotides long. RefSeq names its product ras-related C3 botulinum toxin substrate 1-like. The transcript has 7 exons. NCBI's taxonomy places the organism in Eukaryota, Metazoa, Chordata, Chondrichthyes, Rajiformes, Rajidae. Gene Ontology annotation, cellular component: plasma membrane; dendritic spine; cell cortex. Gene Ontology annotation, biological process: actin filament organization; regulation of cell shape; small GTPase-mediated signal transduction. The coding region runs from base 182 to 760 and encodes 192 amino acids. Gene Ontology annotation, molecular function: protein kinase binding; GTP binding; GTPase activity. The record is from RefSeq and is a predicted model, not a curated record.
AAAGUUAGUUGGCCUGCAGUGCUGUUUGGGUGGUACCGGCUGUGUGCAACUUGCUUGGGAUCUGUCUAAUUUGCAGUCUCUCUCUCUACUCCUCUCAUCUCUUCCCGAGCUUUUAAUUUUGUUCUCCCCUCCUCUUCGACUGGGGCAGCCACCCGCAGACGUUGAAACCUCAUCUGAAGAAAUGCAGGCAAUUAAAUGUGUGGUGGUGGGAGAUGGAGCUGUGGGUAAAACCUGCCUCUUGAUCAGCUACACGACAAACGCAUUUCCUGGCGAGUACAUCCCAACUGUGUUCGACAACUACUCAGCCAAUGUUAUGGUGGAUGGGAAGCCGGUGAACCUGGGGCUGUGGGAUACAGCUGGACAAGAAGACUAUGACAGACUCCGGCCUCUCUCCUACCCACAAACAGACGUGUUCUUGAUCUGUUUCUCGCUGGUCAGUCCUGCGUCGUUCGAGAACGUUCGCGCCAAGUGGUACCCCGAGGUGCGGCAUCACUGCCCAAGCACCCCCAUCAUCCUGGUGGGCACCAAGCUGGAUCUGAGGGACGACAAGGACACCAUUGAGAAGCUGAAGGAGAAGAAGCUGGCUCCCAUCACCUACCCACAAGGACUGGCCAUGACCAAGGAGAUCGGCUCCAUGAGGUACCUGGAGUGCUCGGCCCUGACCCAGCGGGGACUAAAGACUGUGUUCGACGAAGCUAUACGUGCCGUGCUUUGCCCAGCUCCUGAGGAGAGGUCCAAGAAGAGCUGCCUCCUACUCUGAAGCUGUUUGGAGGCCACAAGUCAAGGAAUUUCACCAAAUGUUCAUUCUUCAAGCCUAACGCCAAUUUUCGAAGCAAUUUCUGUACCAUAUUCUAUAUCGUAACGUUACGGUUUACUGAGAAGAUUCUUCUGGAGAAGUAUUUCAUUGCAAAGUUUUUUUUUGUACAUUUAUAGGUCGAUCGCAAAAUAAAUUUCUAUUUUUUGCUUGUGUAUUUGAUGUUAAGGGGCUGUCCCACUGUACAAGCUAAUUCAAGAGUUCUCCCGAGUUUCCCCUGAUUCAAACUCGGGGAAUUACGGUAACGGCCGCUUGUAGGUACUCGGGGCUCUCGUGGACAUUUUUCACCAUGUUGAAAAGUCUUCACCAGCUUACCGCGUUUCCCGAUUACCUGCCGUUAGCGUUACGAGCCGCUAAGAGACGCCCCCGAGCUCCGACGUACCCGCUAUGUACAUUCUACAUACUUACCACGAGUUUGAUUUUUUUUUUACCUUGGGAGAGCCCUUGAAUUACUCGUACAGUGGGACAUCCCUUAAGUCUCGACUCAAUUUAGCAGGAGGAGUGCACUUUGCCAAUCAGUUGAGAUCGCAGUAGUUUACAUCUUAGUGUGUGAGUAACAUACCUUCGUAAUACGGGAAGCUAAAUAUAUUUUUAAAAUCAUUUUCUUCUGCUUGCUGGGCCCUCCAUCACCAAUUUCGAUCAAGCCAAGAUACCUGUAAGCAAAAUAUUUUUUGACAUGCAAAGGGUUUUUAAUACUGAAAAAAUAUAUAUUUCCAAUCAACUAUCAACGAAUUAGCUCCGUUUUUUUGCACCGUCCUGCAAUUAUUGAGCUUUUAACAGAUUGCCACAAGAUGUUGGAGUAACUCAGCAGGACAGGCAGCAUCUGUGGAGAGAAGGAAUGGGUGACGUUUCGGAUCGAGACCGGUGGCACAGCGGUAGAGUUGCUGCCUCACAGCGUCGGAGACCCGGGUUCGAUCCCGACUACGGCUGCUGUCUGUACGGAGUUUGUACGUUCUCCCCGUGACCUGCAUGGGUUUUACUCCGAGGUCUUCGGUUUCCUCCCACACUCCAAAGACGUACAGAUUUGUAGGUUAAUUGGCUUGGGGUAAAUGUAAAUUGUCCCUAGUGUGUGUAGGAUAGUGUUAGUGUGCGGGGAUCAGUGGUCGGUGCAGACUAGAUGGGCCGAAGGGCCUGUUUCCGCGCUGUAUCUCUAAACUAAACUAAGCUCUUCUUCAGACUAGACCCGAAACGUCACCCAUUCAUUCCUUCUCCCCAGAGAUGCUGCCUGUCCCGCCGAGUUACUCCAGCAUUCUGUGUCUUAUCUUUGGUGUAAACCAGCACCUGCAGUUCCUUCCUGCACCUUUAACACGAUUGCAGUAGAUUUGCAGAAGGGAUGGGAAUCCAGGGGGGAAAUACAGCACAGGAACAGGCCCUUCGGCCCACCACGGCUGUGCUGAACAGGAUGCCAGGAUAAAGCAAUCACACCUGCUUGCAUUCUCUGCAUAGCCCUGAGCCCAAAAGCUUCUUAAAGUUCACUACUGCAAGCCAUACUUCACUUUCAAAAGAGUCGAGGGUGUUUUAUUGCUGUAGGUACCAACAAGGGAACAGUGACAUUCUUCCUUGCAGCAGCUUACCAGGCUUGUAAGUUCAAUACGUACAGAUAAUAUAUAAUAAAACACAAAAUAAAAUCCAUCAAUUAACACUGAUGCAAAAUGCCAAAGUCUUUAAUACAAUCGGAAACAUUUCUUUCCUCCUCCUCUCCUGGGGAGACCUAGACCUUUUGAGAUCCUUGACGUUUGAAUCUCCGGAGUUGGUUUCCGAUGGGGAUACAGCAAGUUCUCCCCCCCCCCCCCCUCCCCC